Gossypium raimondii (Peruvian cotton) is the source of this 2361-nucleotide messenger RNA. RefSeq lists its product as uncharacterized. The coding region runs from base 1204 to 2022 and encodes 272 amino acids. The record is from RefSeq and is a predicted model, not a curated record. The transcript has a single exon. Lineage: Eukaryota; Viridiplantae; Streptophyta; Magnoliopsida; Malvales; Malvaceae.
CUUAUAAUAUACGAAAUGAUAGUUUAUAUUUGCCUCUUAUUUUGGGCAUAAAGCAGACAUAUUAACAUCAAAGUUCAUGCCGGGUGGUUUAGACUUUGAGAGGUUUCCUUGUAGAAUUUACGAAAAGAUUGAAGUCUCUGUUUUUAGCAUCCAUGGGAAUCAUUUACCUGCAAUUAGUUGAUGAUUUGAACUGAAUCACAUAUAAUAAAGCAUUUAUAUGUGACUUGUUUAUUUGUGUGUACAAGUUAUUUGGAUUGAUGAAGAGGUUGGGCAUGGGGAAUUCCAUGAUGCUCAGACAUGAUCUUCAGUGAUAAUAUCAAAACUUACCCUUAAUUUCUGUCAUCACUUGUAUUUCCAGCACAGGCAUGCUAAAUUUUUUUCUAAGUUUUUCCUAUAUAUUUGGAAGAUCCUACCUCCAUAUGGCUGUUCACGUGUAUGUUAGGGAUGAAAAAGCACUUUGGUUCUUGUUAACAACCUCUGGAAGAUGAGCUUGAAUUCUAUUAGAAUGAAUCAUGGUUAUACACAUAAAAUACAAAAUGGUAUGAUAUUGGUCGAAACUCUUUUAUAGAGAUGGGGUUAAGGCAUUUAAGCACCAAAGUGACAUUAAAAGCAGCCAACAUUGAAUCAAUUUUAAAGUAGUCAUAUAUAUCCAUUAGACUAUUCAAUGAAAACGUAACAGCUCUGAUUUCUUUGUUGGUUACUAGUUUGUCUAUAUCCGGUGGUGCUUCACUGGAUAAAAUCUCUUGUGAACAACCACUAACCUUUGUGUCUGCAGUUCCAAGGAUGAAGCAUAACCAGCUGUAAUUCCAUUAAUAAGUGUAGGGGCUUUUUCUAACAAACUGUAAUUCCAGAAGUAAAUGAUCUCCCGUUAUAUUUAUAUAUGCAUCACCCACCGGCACUCCCAGUGAAUUAUGUAUUCAAAAGCCUUCAAAUAAAGAAGCAAUUAAGCAUCGCUUUGUUGAUAUGUCUAAAACUCAUGAAGUUGGAGAAGAAACCUGUGAAAACAAUAUGUAUAAUCAUUUGUCAUGUGAUCUCUUUUAAAGCUAUUUAUUAAUAUUGUAGAUCUCCAACUAUAUCACCCUAAACCGCUCCAAAUUUAAUCCAUUCACGUUUUAACUACCGAUUUAUUACACUUUUUCUUUAUGCUAAAAAGUUGGAUUGAAUUCAAACCCUGUGUGAUAAUACUCUCAGUUCAUCGACACCAUGAAAGAUCUAUCCUUCUUCAUUUUGAAGAACUCGGUUGGGGCCAAGAUGAAGAAAGGGAUUCGUAAUUUUUGCAGUGGUGAUGGCUCCACCUCCACUCUUAACCAAAACCGAACCGACCAUGGCGGGGCCGGUAUUAUUACUUCGUCCGACUUGGUCGCUCCGCCAUCGGUUGUUGCCUCGAACACCACGGCGCAAAGCCCUCCCACAACGUUGGAGGAGAUGAUCUUAAGGUUAGAGCUGGAAGAAGAGCUUGCUAGAAAAUCAAAACUGAAUGAAUACUACAGUGAGAAUUUUCGAGGUGGUCGGAUGUCUUGCGUCAACAACUCCGACAUACUACGGUCUGCAAGGAAUGCAUUGAAUCAGUACCCUCGUUUUUCCCUCGACGGGAAAGAUUCCAUGUACCGAUCAUCGUUUCGAAACCCUGAAAAAAUCAAUGGAAGGAACUCGGUUUGCUGCGAUCAUGGAUUGAGAGAAAGGUUUUACAAAGCUUCAUGUUUGCCAUCAACUUUGGGUGGCGAAACUGUGAUUUGGUGCGAACCAGGAGUGGUGGCGAAGCUGAUGGGAUUGGAGGCGGUGCCGGUGACGAUUAGUCGGAGAAAAGAUCGGAGUAAUAAAAAACUUGGUUCUGUGAUAAAGAGACAGAAUCUUCGGAGGAGAGGUGAGAGACAUGAAAUGGAGCGAAGAGUGGGCGUGGAAGAAGAUUUCAAGAGAGGUAAGGUGGGUGGUUGUUCCAACACAGGCUACUGUGUGAUGAAACCAGUUGUUGUUGGGGCAGCAAAUGGUGAAGGUGGAUGGCCAACCCGACGUUUCCUUUAGAUUAUGCCUUAUCUAAUCCGGGUUAUAACAUCUAAUACCAGUUGUUCUCUUAUUUAUAUCAGAAUAUAUAGAUAUAUAACUUUGGAAAUCAAUCUUCCUCUUUAUUUAUCUAUAGUUUCUUUUUCUUUCUUUUUUCCCUAAACGAUGACGGAUUUUGUUACAUUGUAAGAUAUGUCUGGCCAAAAAAAGAUGCACUGCAAUAACACACACUCUCUCUCCUCAUUUAUUGGAAAAACCUCAAUUGUCAUGUCAUGGUGGAUUAAUUGGUGCAAGAAUUCAACGCUUGAUUGUAAUCGGAUUUGUUUUACUUAAUACAAAGAAAUUAGUUGUAUUAAGCCA